AUGUGGUCUCUUGUUGUCUCCGUUUUGCUUUUUGCUGUGCUUUUUAUUUGGAUGGACGACCUUUCGACGAUGCUCUCCUUGCUUGGGACACUGCUCAUAUCAGCGCUUCUCGCGUGGCUUGCGAGCAGGUAUCUCUUUGACCGUCGCCCCCGGCCGGCAAUGCCGGCGCCGCGUGCCACACCGCGGCCAACGGCUUCAGGCGACAAAAAGGAAGUGAGCGUUCUCUUCGGAACUCAAACUGGCACGGCAGAGAUGUUUGCAAAGACACUUGUGCGGGAGGGUACACGAAUGGGGGUUCCCAUGAAACUUAUCGACGUGGAGAACUAUGAGCGGCACAAUCUCGAGUAUGAAAGCCUUGUGUUAAUUAUCUGCGCCACGUAUGGCGAAGGCGAACCCACGGAUUCGAUGAAGGAAUUCCACGACUGGCUUAUGGACGACGCGCACGCCCCAGGCGAGGAGCUUCGGAACGUCAAUUACGCCGUGUUCGGCUUGGGCGAUCGUCAGUAUCGUUACUUCUGCGAGGAGGGCAUUGCGGUUGAUCGUCGCAUGGCAGAGUUGGGGGCGCAGCGCAUCUAUGGCCUUGGCUGCGGCGACGCCGGGCAGAAUAUUGAGGAAGAUUUUGACGCGUGGCGUCGCGACUUGUGGCCGGCGGUGGGUCGCACGCUUGGAGUCGAGUUGCGCCAACACUCGGAGGAGCCGGUGGAGCCGGAGUGCCGCAUGAAGCUGUGGGAUGCGUCGGAGGAGGGGUCCCUCCCAUUCCCGAAACUUGCGUCUGUGCUGGAGCCAACCCAGCGACUGCCGGCGUGGGUGCCGGUGGUGGCAAACAUCGAGCUGCUGCGCAACACCACCGAACGCAGCACACGAUACAUUGAGUUGGAUAUUGAGGGCACCAUCAUCUCGUAUCAGAGCGGCGACCACCUCGGCAUUCUUCCACACAACACCGAUGCGACGGUGGAUGCCUAUCUGCAGAUACUUGGUAUCGGCAAGGAGGAAGCCUCGCAGGUGUUUUCCUUGCAGGACAAGAAGACGGGCAAAAAUGUCUUUCCCGCUCGUGUCACAGUUCGAACGGCCCUCAAGUGGUACAUUGACCUCAACGGACACCCAAAGAAAUCCACAUUGCGUGCUUUUGCCCACUACGCGAAGGAUCCAGCCGAAAAGGAGGCAUUGCUGAAGCUGUUACGCCUGGAACCGGAGUCGAUGCAUGAAUUCGCCAAACUUUCAGCCAAGCUGUGGAACAUUCACGGGUUCCUGCGGAAGUUCUACUCCAUAUCGGUGCCACUUGGGGUUUUCCUUGAAAUGAUGCCGCGGAUUGCACCUCGUUACUUUUCGAUAUCUUCCGACCUCCUCUCCCAUCCUCACUCAGUUGCUAUCACGGCGGCGAUUGUGCAGGGCGGGCUUUGCACUGGAAUGCUGCGGGAAACGCCAUUUGGGGAGAAGAUUCCUGUUUUUGUGCGCAAAUCCAAGUUUCAUCUUCCGCUGCGAGCCAAGGAACGGCCUAUUGUAAUGAUAGGCCCCGGAACAGGCGUGGCCCCGCUUAUUGGGUUUCUUCAUCGCCGCAUUGCCUGGAAGAAGAAGGGCAACGAGCUUGGCAAGGCGAUGCUCUUUUUUGGAUGCAGGCGGAAGGAUGAGGAUCACAUCUACAGUGACUUUAUGGCGGAGUGCUUGGCAAACGGGACGCUGUCGGUGUGCGAUGUCGCCUACAGCCGCGAGCAGGCGGCCAAGGUCUAUGUGCAGCACCGUGUGAGGGCCCGUGAAGAUGAAAUUUGGGAAAUUCUACGCGAUGGUGGAAAUCUUUACCUCUGCGGGGACGCAAAGCACAUGGCCAAAGAUGUGGAGGAGGCGCUGGUCGAGAUCUUGCAGAAGAAGGCACCUAUGAGCGAGGAGGCGGCAAAGGCGUACUUGGUGAAACUUCAUGAGAGUGGGCGCUACCUGAAGGACGUUUGGUCUGCGUCGUAG
This is a messenger RNA of Trypanosoma conorhini, 1956 nucleotides long. Its product is annotated as cytochrome P450 reductase C. Gene Ontology annotation, cellular component: cytosol. The record is from RefSeq and is a predicted model, not a curated record. NCBI's taxonomy places the organism in Eukaryota, Euglenozoa, Kinetoplastea, Trypanosomatida, Trypanosomatidae. Gene Ontology annotation, molecular function: FMN binding; NADPH-hemoprotein reductase activity; flavin adenine dinucleotide binding. The coding region runs from base 1 to 1956 and encodes 651 amino acids. The transcript has a single exon.